UCGAUGCUCGUCAAUGAGCAGCAGAGGUGGCCGCUCCUGAGAGGCUGUGAAACUGCAGCUACAGUCCGAGAUAGGUCAUCAAUGUAUUGUUUAACAUUGCGAUCCGAAUGUUUGUCUAGCGAGCCUGUGGACGCGAUAAAGGUUUUCUGCCCGAAAAAGAAUGGAAUCACAGCUAACGUUAGCUCCACAGCGCAAUGGCCUUCAGGUCCAUCACCGAUGAUGUAAGGCAGCAUCUCUGACUGCAGCAAGAUGACCGAAGUCCAGGCUACAGUGGAGUUCUCUGUGGAGCUCCACAAAUUCUACAAUGUGGACCUAUUUCAAAGAGGGUUCUACCAAAUUCGUGCCAGUAUGAAAUUGCCAACCAGGGUGCCACAUAAAGUUGAAACCAGUCUACAUCAUGCAGGAGGUUCUGAUCUAGCUUUUCCUGCAUCUGUCCAAGAUGAUGUCAUCUCCAGCAAAACCUUCCAAAUUCUUUACAAAAACGAAGAGGUUGUUGUCAAUGAUGUGCUGCUUUUCAAAGUAAUGAUGCUGCUGGAUGAGAAGAAGGUGGAAGAAUCCCUAACCGACAUGGAUUUUCAGCUCUUCUUGGACUUGUAUUUUACAGAUGGCGAUUACUCGCCUGAGGAUCCGAGCACACUGCAGAACAUCAGUGGCCGCACUAUUCGUUUGCACUUUAGCCUCCAACGAGGCAUCCAUCAGCACAUCAAUGUCAUGUUUGACUACUUCCAUCUUUCAGUCAUCUCUGUAACCAUCCAUGCAUCACUGGUGGCUCUCCAUCAACCACUGAUCAGUUUUCCGCGGCCGGUCAAGACUACCUGGCUGAACCGCAACGCCCCGGCACAGAGCAAAGACUCACUUAUUCCACCUCUGGAGAGCGUCGUGUUUGGCAGCAGUUAUGUUAAACAGGUGUCCCCAGAUGGCAGAACUUUCCUUGUGAGUGACCCAUGUCUACAACAUGCAUUUAGCCUUCACCAUAACCUUUGCUCCAGUCUCCUCCAAGCCUACAAGGGCCUCUUUGACUAUUUUACUUCCAUUACCAAGGACCUGCCCUCCUCCCACAGAAUGGAACUUGCCAAGCCCAGCAUGCAAGUCCUUUAUGAGCGAGUACUCAGAAGAUCCUUUCCCCGAAGCCAAAGGCACGUCUACAUAGAGCAACUGGAUUUGGAGACGCGACUAUCCGACUUAUGUGAACAAGUUAAGCAGAAAGCCGAGUCCCCAGAUGAGUUGGCGGAGUUGGUGAACAUGAACCUGGCUCAGCUGUGCUCACUUCUUAUGGCACUUUGGGGACAGUUUGUAGAAGUUGUGUCCCUGCAGGAGCACGUCGCUGCCCUCCUUGCCAUGGAACACCACACACUGAGGGUGAGGCGUUUCGCUGAGACGUUCUUUUGUUUGGAACACCCCCGACAAUCUGCUUUGGCUUAUCAAGAGCUUCACGCGCACAGUCACCAGCAAAUGACAAAUGCCAUCAAGAGUUCUAGCUAUUUCCUGUCAUUGCCUCCACUUCCUGUAGAAUGUGCUGACCUUGACGGUGAUGUUAGCUCUUUGCCAAUAAUCUUUGAGGAUAGAUACCUGGAUUCCAUCACUGAAGACCGUGAUGGACCCUGGUUAGGAGUUCACAAUCUCAAAUCUGGUCCAGCCGCCAGUAAAAAUGACAGAUCUCAUUCGAAGGAUUGUGGUGGCGCAGCAAGCCCCUCGCCUGAGAACAGGUGUGGUCCCUCUGAAAACACCUGGCCAGACAACUUUGACGCACCCCCCAAGAGUAAAGGAAAGUCGGUUAAGAUGAAGAAGAACCCUAAAACUGAGGGAAACUCAAAGAAGAUGACAAGACAAGGCUCCAAGGAUUCUGUGGUUCUUGUGGGUUAUAAGAACCUCAAAGCUCCUUAUGCUGAUGUGAGUUCUAAGUACAAAGAACGGGGGGCUCUAUUUAACUCAGAGGAGGAUCAGAGUGCCCCACAGGGUGACUUGCAUCAUAAUUCAAGGACUAAUGCCAGUAGUGUUUUAGAACCUGUAGCCACAUCAGAAUACAGCACGGGCAGUUCCGUUCCAGAUGCCAAGGCUCCCUCUGCUACUUGUUUGAAAGGUUUCCCGAACCCUCAGGCAGGUACUGGGGCUGUGAAUCCCUCAAACAAAACGCAUGAACAGGGUGAUGGUGGCAGACAACUGUCCUCAGGACUUCAACAGAUAGAAGUUAAACCAAGUCAAAGGAAUCCACACCGAGGAGAAAAGGUUUCCGUUCUUUUGCCAUGCCGGACAGAUGGCGGUUUAGGUAGUAGAAUCCCCAAGAUUACUGGGGCAGAGACCGGUGACUCCGGGGUUGAUUCUGUAUUUGAGAGGCCGGAUUCUGGUGAGGUACCAGCAAGGCGUAACCUGCCUUGCUCCGUAUCGGUUCAUGUGAAAGGCGACAGCAUCCGGCUGCCAGAGGCGUGCGUUUCCUCACGUCUGUCAGAUUCAGGCAUUGAGAGUGAGUGUAGCUCUUUUGCCACACAGUUUGCUCUCGCUCAACAGAUGUGUGUGGAACUGGAUUGUAAAGAGCCAGCCACCCCUCAUCUGGAAAGGCCACUCACAAGUCCUGCCCUGAGAAGUCUUGAGCAGAGUUCAGUUCCAAAGCAGAUUGGGGCAGGAGAUAUGCCUGAAAACACCAGUACUGUCAGCGGAGUUCAGUCAUCCCUAACUUCCAUCAACUCCUUGCCAUCAGACGAAGAAGGAGAGGGUUCUUCCAGGACUAGUGGAGCUGAAGUUCGCCUCAGAAAGUCCAGCAUCUUGGUCCAGGAGCAAAGUCUAGUCUUUUCAGGGGAUGUCACACCGAGCAAGGACAUUAUUGUAGCCAGCACUCCUGAAUCCACUUUUGUAAUUGACUCUGAAAAAGAAUCCCACAUACUGGAUUCGGCAGAACCUGGGCUAGAAGGGGCAUCUGGUUCCGGAACCGUGAAAGAAUCCCGCAGUGAAACACACACCAGUAACUCUGCCACCAGUAGCACUGAUAUGGUCAAACGUGGAAUGGUGGAGAAUUACUUUGGUUCACGCUCGAGCACGGAUGUGUCUGAAAUCAGCCCAUUGGAAACGUCUGCCAUCACCCUGGGAAUCCAGACGCGACCGCCUGUUGAGGAGGACGAGGAGGAGGGUGAGCCGGAGAUGAUCGAGAACGGUUACUACGAGGAAGGUGACGGUUAUUCGUUCGUGAACGGUGAUGCUUAUGAGGAGCAAGCAGGAGAUGAGGACACAACAACUCAGCACCCGAGGAUCCUUUUCGAACAGCUUGGCAUCGGUUACACCCACGGAAUAACAGAUUCUUCCAAGGCUCCAAUCUGCUCCAACCAAGCCACCGGUGGUGUUGUACGACCUCGGUGUCCCUCUACCUCCGUGUCCAGUCGUCUGCAGUGGUACGACUGUGUACCUGAGCCUCAGAUGAAACUGUUUAUCAAGGCAAAGGAAGAAAUGAAACAGCUCAAACUACCAGGGUUCUUGUACAGUGAGGUACCGGAGCUGGCAUCCACUGUUCCCUACUUCAGCUUAGAGGAAGAUGAAGGUUGUGAAGAGGGCAUUCACCUCAUAGUCUGUGUCCAUGGACUGGAUGGAAACAGUGCAGACCUGAGACUAGUGAAGACCUAUCUGGAGCUGGGACUGCCUGGUGCUCGUAUAGACUUUCUCAUGUCUGAAAGGAAUCAGAAUGAUACCUUUGCAGAUUUUGAGUCCAUGACAGACAGAUUGUUGGAUGAAAUCAUCCAGUACAUCCAGUUAUACAACCUCACGUUGGCAAAAAUCAGCUUUGUCGGCCACUCGUUGGGGAACCUCAUCGUCCGCUCAGUGCUGACCAGACCCAGAUUUAAGUGCUACUUGAGCAAGUUGCACACGUUCCUCUCCCUUUCUGGACCUCACCUGGGAACUCUGUACAACAGCUCUGCACUUGUGAACACAGGUCUUUGGUUCAUGCAGAAAUGGAAAAAGUCUGGGUCGCUCCUCCAGCUCACGUGCAGGGAUCACUCAGACCCUCGACAAACCUUUCUAUAUAAGCUCAGCAAGAAAUCUGGUCUACAGUAUUUCAGGAAUGUGGUGCUGGUUGGAUCCCUGCAGGAUCGCUACGUUCCAUAUCACUCUGCACGGAUAGAAAUGUGCAAAACGGCAUUAAAAGACAAACAGACUGGUCCUGUGUAUGCUGAGAUGAUUGAGAAUCUGCUGCUGCCAGUUCUUCAGAACAAAGACUGUAAUCUCGUGCGAUAUGAUGUCAUCCAUGCUCUCCCAAACACAGCCAACUCCCUCAUCGGCCGGGCCGCCCACAUCGCAGUCUUGGAUUCAGAGAUUUUCCUGGAGAAGUUCUUCCUCGUCGCGGGCCUCAGGUUCUUUCAGUAGAACUGCAGCAGAAAACAACACAUGUCCAAGAGGAAUGUGGAGCCAAUACCUCGCUGCGUCACUACUUCAACUUGUCCAACUGACUGGACAAAGUCGCAUCAUCUUUCAUGAUGGAGUUUUAUUUUUCUACUGGGUUUUUUAUCCAUCCUUCUGUUUCCCGGAUCUCCUUGCUACAAUGUGACAGUGUUACUGUAUUUAUGUAAAUCCCAACAUCUCCUCUCCAGCGUCAUUUUAAAAAGUUGAACUGGAAACGUAGCUGCUACAGAUCUGCUCAUAAUGUCCUCAGCAUCGCAAAUGUUCGUCCCACUGAUGGAACUGAAUACUUUGCACCUAGUUUUUGUAAAAGGAAUUUGUACAGCUGUGUUUUAUAUCAUCGAUUUUCCAUCCUUUUUAUUGCAGAACAAAUGUAAAUCGUUUCAUACCUAUUGUUGGCUUCUGGUCUAAUUUAAAUACUGCCAUUCUUCAUCGCAGUACAGCACACUGAGCCAACCUGGUGUUGGUGUAUUAGCGCUUUGCCUUCUGCAUUUUACUACAGGGGUUUUCAUCAUGAUCAUGAUCAAGCAAAAGCACAUGCGGGGGAAAAUGUUUUAUUGAAAGUAUUCGGUUGGUAUUUUUGGCAAGUGUAUUUGAACUGUUGUGUACAGUAUUGUAAGCUUGAUUUUGAAAAAAAAAAAACUUUCUUGAACAAAUGUUUAUAUAUGACAAUACAAUUAAA
Messenger RNA from Synchiropus splendidus (mandarinfish), 5062 nucleotides. It is a transcript of the gene fam135a, whose product is annotated as family with sequence similarity 135 member A. Bases 250 to 4347 code for a protein of 1365 amino acids. NCBI's taxonomy places the organism in Eukaryota, Metazoa, Chordata, Actinopteri, Syngnathiformes, Callionymidae. The record is from RefSeq and is a predicted model, not a curated record. The transcript has 21 exons.